CGCGGCGCGGGCGGGAGGGCGCGGCGGGGGGCGGGGGGCGCGGGCGGCCCCUCCCCCUGCCCUGCUCGGGGCGGCCGCCGGGAGCCGCCGGAGUUUCGGCGCCCGGGAGGGAGAUGCGGCCGCCGCUCGGGCUCCUUGCAGAUCUCUAAGCAGCAGGAUGCUGGUGCGGCACCCAGGAUGGCCCCGCUGGACGCCGAGCUGGAGCACAUCGUCCCACCCUGGGUCCUGGCCCCCUGCCGGGCCCGCUGCCUGGUGGCCUGCGUGUCCCUCCUGUGCUUUGCACGGAGCUACGACGGCGACUUCGUCUUCGAUGACUCUGAGGCGAUCGUGAACAACAAGGACCUCCGCGCAGAGACCCCUCUCGGGGACCUGUGGCACCACGACUUCUGGGGCAGCCGGCUGAGCAGCAACGCCAGCCACAAGUCCUACCGGCCGCUCACCGUGCUGACCUUCAGGAUUAACUACUUCCUCUCCGGAGGGUUCCACCCCGCCAGCUUCCAUGUGGUCAACAUCCUCCUGCACGGGGCCGUCUCGGUGCUGCUGCUGGACGUGUACUCGGUGCUUUUCGGGGGGCUGCAGUACUCGGGCAGGGGCCGCCGGCUGGACCUGGCCCCCCGCGCCUCACUGCUGGCCGCCCUGCUCUUCGCCGCACACCCAGUGCACACGGAGUGUGUGGCCGGUGUGGUGGGCCGAGCAGACCUGCUGGGUGCCCUCUUCUUCCUUCUGUCGUUCCUGGGCUACUGCAGAGCCUUCAGAGACAGUCACAAGGAGGGAACACACCGCACGUGCUGGGUGCUGCUGAGCGUCCUCCUGGGGGCCGUGGCCAUGCUGUGCAAGGAGCAAGGGAUCACCGUGCUGGGCUUCAGCGCCGUCUUUGACCUCUUGGUGAUCGGCAAGUUGAACGUCCUGGACAUCUUCCAGAAGCUGCUGCACAAGAGCAAGUCGGUGGAGAUCCUGGGCACGCUCAGGAGCGGCGGUCUCCUCUCCAGGAUGGGCCUGCUGGCGGCAGGGGGCGCCGGGCUGCUGUACGUGCGCUGGACCAUGAUGGGCACCGGGCCGCCAGCCUUCACCGAGGUGGACAACCCCGCCUCCUUUGCCGACAGCAUGCUGGUCCGAGCCAUCAACUACAACUACUACUACGCGCUGAGCGCCUGGCUGAUGCUCUGUCCCUGGUGGCUGUGCUUCGACUGGUCCAUGGGCUGCGUUCCCCUCAUCACGUCCGCCGGCGACUGGCGGGUGGCGGCGCUGGCCGCCCUGUGGUUCUGCCUCAUCGGCCUGACGGGCCAGGCCCUGUGCUCGGGGGACAGCCACAGGAGGAGGGUGCUGACGCUGGGCCUGGGGCUCCUGGUCAUCCCGUUCCUGCCCGCGAGUAACCUGUUCUUCCGCGUGGGCUUCGUCGUGGCCGAGCGCGUGCUCUACCUGCCCAGCGCGGGCUACUGCGUGCUGCUGACCUGCGGCUUCGGGGCGCUCAGCCGACACACCCGGAGGAAGAAACUCAUCGCCGCCGUCGUGCUGGGCAUCUUGCUGCUCAACGUCCUGCGCUGCGUGGUCCGGAGCGGCGAGUGGCGCAGCGAGGAGCAGCUGUUCCGGAGCGCCCUGUCCGUGUGUCCGCUGAAUGCCAAGGUCCACUACAAUGUUGGCAAGAACCUGGCCGACAAGGGCAAUCAGACGGCGGCCAUCCGCUACUACCGGGAGGCCGUGAGGUUGAAUCCAAAGUACGUGCAUGCCAUGAACAACCUCGGGAAUAUCUUGAAGGAAAGGAAUGAGCUGCAGGAGGCCGAGGAGCUGCUCUCGCUGGCUGUGCAGAUCCAGCCGGACUUUGCUGCCGCGUGGAUGAAUUUAGGGAUCGUGCAGAACAGCCUGAAACGGUUUGAAGCGGCUGAGCACAGCUACCGGACAGCCAUCAAACACAGGAGGAAGUACCCCGACUGCUACUAUAACCUCGGGCGCCUGUACGCGGACCUGAACCGCCACGUGGACGCCCUGAACGCCUGGAGGAACGCCACGGUGCUGAAGCCCGAGCACAGCCUGGCCUGGAACAACAUGAUCAUCCUCCUGGACAACACGGGGAACCUGGCGCAGGCCGAGGCGGUGGGGCGGGAGGCGCUGGAGCUGCUCCCCGACGACCAUGCGCUCAUGUUCUCGCUGGCCAACGUGCUGGGCAAGUCGCAGAAGUACAAGGAGUCCGAAGCUUUGUUCCUCAAAGCAAUCAAAGCGCAUCCGAAGGCUGCGAGUUACCAUGGCAAUCUGGCCGUGCUCUAUCAUCGCUGGGGACAUCUCCACCUGGCCCAGAAGCACUACGAGAUCUCUCUGCGGUUGGACCCCACCGCGUCCGGGACGAAGGAGAAUUACGGGCUCCUGAGGAGAAAGCUGCAGCAGACGCAAAAGAAAGACGUCUGACCUCCCCACCCCCUGUCUCCUGUGAGAGAAAGACGUUGGACCCCUCUCUCUCCUGUGAGAGAAAGACAUCUGACCUCUCUCUCUGCUGUGAAAGAAAGAUAUCGGAGCCUUCUCUCUCCUGCAAAGGACGUCGGAACCCUCUCCUGCGAGAGAAAGACAUCUGAUCUCUCUCUCCUGCAAGAGAAAGACAUUGGACCCCUCUCUCUCCUGUGAGAGACGUUGGACCCCUCUCUCUCCUGUGAGAGACGUGGGACCCCUCUCUCUCCUGUGAGAGAUAUCUGACCUCUCUCUCCUGUGAGAGACGUCUGACCUUUCUCCCCUGUGAGAGACGUGGGACCCCUCUCUCUCCUGUGAGAGACGUCUGACCUCUCUCUCCUGUGAGAGACGUCUGACCUCUCUCUCCUGUGAGAGACGUCUGACCUUUCUCCCCUGUGAGAGACGUGGGACCCCUCUCUCUCCUGUGAGAGAUGUCUGACCUCUCUCUCCUGUGAGAGACGUCUGACCUUUCUCCCCUGUGAGAGACGUCUGACCUCUCUCCUGUGAGAGACAUCUGACCUCUGUCACGGCCGCGUUUGUGCUCGUGGACGUGCAGCCCGGCCCGGCGUUCCUGUGACAGUGCACCGUUUCAGAGGCUCGUGUGGUGUUCAUCCCAGUCUGUCUUCUUUUCUAUGAGAACAAAGACACGCAAAAAGAUUACAGCACCAGCAAUAGAGGCUUGAACGCUCGAUGUGGUUUCCGCAUGGAAAUGGUAUUUUUUCAUACAACUCCAAUGUAAGUUCUAAAUUCCAGCCAUGAAGCCUUUUUUUUUUUUUUAAAUUAAAAAGAAAAAGAGAAAAAAUUAUCUUGAGGGCUGGAGAUGUUGAGGUGUUAAGGCACUUGCCUUGGAGGUGGCCCAUCCCCUCUCAGUGCCCGGCACCCUGCAGUACCUCGGGCAGUGCCUGGAGUGAGGCCUGAGCACUGAGCCAGGGGCAGGCUCUGAGCAGGGCCAGGUGUGGCCCAGAAACAAACAAACAAACAAACAAAAAAGGAAGAUCUUGAAUUGCUGAUAGUAGAAGGAAAAACCCUUUUGGAGUGUGUAACUGACACACAGUGACUGAACGUCAUUGCGAACCCCAAUAACAGGCCGAGGCCCUACAACGUGUAUAAAUAUCCACGUCUGUAUAUUAGAAUCACUAUUUAAUGAGAAGAAAGGGUAAAUUAAGAUAUGGGGGUGUUCAUUUUUUUUUAUAAGACACUGUACUCUGAAUCUCAUGUGAAAGGAAAUAUAUUUAAGUGUGUUUCUGUUGUUCUAGGCAGGGCAAAGAUUGAAGAGUGGGAAUUCCCACAGCUAGUGGGUCUGGAGGCAUUUUACUCGUAGGAAGAAAUUCACUGAAACGCUUUUUGGAUGCUCCGACUGUGUGGCCUCGUGACUGAGGAAACCACGUAGGGUCCUGUGGGAGCACUUUGCUUUGAUUCAGGCCACACGAGGAAGGCGCAGACCCAAGUAGAAUCCGUCUGGCAUUACUGUGUGAGCUCUGCCUUUGUUCUCCCUGGUAUUAAGAGGGCUAUCCAUAGAUACACGUUGCGUUUCUAAUGGAAAAAUCAUUUUCCAUCUGGCCGACUGGGAAUCACGGUCGUCCCCUUACCCAGAACAUGCGCCCCAUCUUUUCGGAGUCUGUGAUAUCUUCAAGCAUCUCCCGUUUGAGUCCAUCCGAAUAAUCGUGUUUAUUUGUUUCCUCACAGCAGUGACCUCAUGACUUAUGCAAUCUCUGUCAUUCCUUAGGCAGUAAAGCAAUUACACGAACCUUUCUCACGGUGCCUUCUUAAUAGCUGGUUUUCGAGGCAGCGGACUUUGUGUCUUCUUUUUGCUGACAAUAAAGUCAAAGUGACUGAUU
Sorex araneus (European shrew) is the source of this 4274-nucleotide messenger RNA. It is a transcript of the gene TMTC4, whose product is annotated as transmembrane O-mannosyltransferase targeting cadherins 4. Bases 178 to 2400 code for a protein of 740 amino acids. NCBI's taxonomy places the organism in Eukaryota, Metazoa, Chordata, Mammalia, Eulipotyphla, Soricidae. Gene Ontology annotation, cellular component: endoplasmic reticulum. The record is from RefSeq and is a predicted model, not a curated record. The transcript has 18 exons. Gene Ontology annotation, biological process: protein O-linked glycosylation via mannose; endoplasmic reticulum unfolded protein response. Gene Ontology annotation, molecular function: mannosyltransferase activity; protein binding.